This is a messenger RNA of Mugil cephalus (flathead mullet), 1991 nucleotides long. RefSeq names its product zinc finger and BTB domain containing 3 (gene zbtb3). Gene Ontology annotation, biological process: regulation of transcription by RNA polymerase II. Gene Ontology annotation, cellular component: nucleus. The transcript is spliced from 3 exons. The record is from RefSeq and is a predicted model, not a curated record. The coding region runs from base 384 to 1991 and encodes 535 amino acids. NCBI's taxonomy places the organism in Eukaryota, Metazoa, Chordata, Actinopteri, Mugiliformes, Mugilidae. Gene Ontology annotation, molecular function: DNA-binding transcription factor activity, RNA polymerase II-specific; protein binding; RNA polymerase II cis-regulatory region sequence-specific DNA binding.
GAACAGGCUGAGGCAGCACCAGAAUGAGUGGCUGCUGCCUCUCUGCAGUUGACAGCCCUUCCCGACAGGAGCACUCACCGUAGCUGCUGGAAUUCAACUGGCUAACUUGGCUAAGAAGUGUUAGCAUGUUUGUGUUGGGGAUACCUGGGGUUCUUUCUGCACAACGUCGCAUUUAAGACAUCUUGGGAGUUUAUUUUUUGACACGUAUAAUGUCGUUUUCCUCGUUUCUUUUUCACCUGCUUGCCGUAUCUUGUUAAAAAAUCAUCUAGUGGACACAGACGCUGCCAUUAGACCGAAGAUUUCCGACUGGUCGCCAUGGAAACGUGAGAGAGGUUAAAGCAUGAUAGCGGUCUGAAGGCUCGCAACUGUCCGCGCUGUCCGUGAUGGAGUUUCCCCAGCAUUCCCAGCAGCUGCUGUCGGCUCUGCGCUCCCAGCGUCAGCGGGGCUUCCUCUGUGACUGCACCGUGCUGGUGGGCUCAUCCCGCUUCCUGGCUCACAGGGCCGUCUUGGCCUCCUGCUCACCUUUCUUCCACAUGUUCUACUCCGACUCUCCCGGGGGAAACGGCACCGGCAGCUCUGUCACACUUGACAGCGACAUCGUCACGUCUGCCGCCUUUGCCUUGCUCUUGGACUUUGUCUACGAAGGCGUGCUGCAGCUGGAGGAGUCUCCUCCAGUGGAGGACAUACUGGCGGCUGCAAGCUUUCUCCACAUGAACGAGGUGGUGAGAGUAUGCAAGAGGCGACUGCAGAGACGGGGGCCUCUGGCCGAGGCAGACAGCACUCGCCCCGAAGAGAGCGGCGGUUUGAAGAAGGCGGCGGAGGCGAGGAGGGAAGGUGGUGGUGACGGCGGGACUGAUCUCAUGGUGGCCAUGGCGGCAGAUCACUCAAAUUCAGUGACCGUGGCAGCGCCACUGUUAUCACUAGCCAUAGUGGCAGAAAGGGGUGAGGUGGAGUCAAUAAAGUCUGAGCAAAGGACAUCGGGUGGGGGGUCAUCAGAGCCACGUAUUCAAACUCCUCUGAGCCCUGACCUGGCUGACACCACCCAGCCUGGCAUCGACAUCCCUCCUCUGCCACCGGGAAGAGAGCGGGUCCAGGGCCUCAUUACAGCUCGGUCUGCUCCUGCAUCCGGAGGUCACAUCAGGUUGGGCACUGGGGGUCACGGAGAAGGGUCGGCACUUUGCAGCCCCUGUAGCACCACUGAGACGUACAGCCACAGCAGCAACCAGCAGCCUUCUUCCUCGUCUUCCUCGUCCCGGGUCCCAGUGAGUCAGGCCGGUGGUCAGUCAGUGGUUACAGUUCCUCAGUCAGAAUCCCACCUCUCCCCCAGUGCACAUCCUGAAGAUUAUCAGCUAUCCUGUGAUGAACCCUUGGAGACCGACCACAGAGGCACUUUAGGCAGAGGACAACAGAUGGUCAUGUUAAUCCAAACAUCAGCUCUAACAUCACAUUUACAAACAAACCACACGCACUCAACACCCCAACGUGCGCUUCCCCCAAUCCAAAUUCAGAGUACUGUGUCUCUGCAACACCAAAACUUUAACCCUGAGCUUCACGCCCAGAACGGACCACAGGGGGGCACUGGAGCUUCACCCACUCCUAGAAGUAAGAGAUCUCAACCCCUCAUGGGGAGAGUGAGGACAGGCAAUGACGGAGACGACAUGAAGGUCAAAGUGGAGGCCAUUGUUAUAUCUGACGAGGAGCUGGAAGAGGAGACAGAGGAAAGCAGAGAGGAAGAACCAGUGAUGGAAGUGGACAAUGAGUUUGAGGAUGAUGUCCAGGAAGACGAGUUGAACAGUCCUCAUUUCCUUUCGUCCCAACAACACGGCCUCUUACAAACCUCUCAUUCAACGAUACCCUCCCUCUUCUCCCUCUCUCCCUCGGUGCUGGCUUCCUCCCAAACGUCCUUUCACAGCCUCCUCACCUCCGUCCACAUGCCCUCAGCAUCAAGAACCCCUCUUACUUCCGGGAUUUCCCAGGACUCCGUCGGAUAA